Messenger RNA from Rhincodon typus (whale shark), 2130 nucleotides. RefSeq names its product sarcoplasmic/endoplasmic reticulum calcium ATPase 1-like. Gene Ontology annotation, cellular component: membrane. The annotation marks the transcript as partial. Gene Ontology annotation, molecular function: P-type calcium transporter activity; ATP hydrolysis activity; ATP binding. The record is from RefSeq and is a predicted model, not a curated record. The transcript has 7 exons. Gene Ontology annotation, biological process: intracellular calcium ion homeostasis; calcium ion transmembrane transport. Lineage: Eukaryota; Metazoa; Chordata; Chondrichthyes; Orectolobiformes; Rhincodontidae.
UGUGACCUGACCUUUGUGGGGGUGGUGGGUAUGUUAGACCCACCGCGGAAGGAGGUGAUCGACUCCAUCCAGCUGUGCCGGGAGGCAGGCAUCCGGGUGAUCAUGAUCACCGGCGAUAACAAGGGCACCGCCGUCGCCAUCUGCCGCCGCAUCGGCAUCUUCGGCGAGGAUGAGGACGUGAUCGGCCGUGCCUUCACCGGCCGGGAGUUUGAUGACCUGUCUGCCUCCGAGCAGCGCAUGGCCUGCCGCAACGCUAGCUGCUUCGCCCGUGUCGAGCCCGCACACAAAUCCAAGAUCGUGGAGUACCUGCAGUCCUUCGACGAGAUCACCGCCAUGACAGGAGACGGAGUGAAUGAUGCCCCAGCCCUGAAGAAGGCGGAGAUUGGCAUCGCUAUGGGAUCUGGCACAGCUGUUGCCAAGAGCGCCUCGGAGAUGGUGCUGGCCGACGACAACUUCUCCAGCAUCGUGUCGGCGGUGGAGGAGGGCCGUGCCAUCUACAACAACAUGAAGCAGUUCAUCCGCUACCUCAUCUCCUCCAAUGUGGGCGAGGUGGUCUGUAUCUUCCUGACAGCUGCCUUGGGACUUCCCGAAGCGUUGAUUCCUGUCCAGCUGCUCUGGGUCAACCUGGUGACAGACGGCCUGCCGGCCACUGCCCUAGGCUUCAACCCCCCAGAUCUCGACAUCAUGAACAAGCCCCCAAGGAGCCCCAAGGAGCCUCUCAUCAGUGGCUGGCUCUUUUUCCGCUACAUGACCUCCCAUUUCAUGCGGUGCACCGAGGAUCACCCUGAAUUUGAAGGAAUUGACUGCGAAAUCUUUGAGGCUGCCGAACCGAUGACCAUGGCUCUGUCUACACUCGUCACCAUCGAGAUGAGCAAUGCUCUGAACAGCCUGUCAGAGAACCAGUCGCUCGUCAGGAUGCCGCCGUGGUUGAACUGCUGGUUGCUGAGUGCUAUCUGCCUCUCCAUGUCUCUGCAUUUCUUCAUCCUUUAUGUUGACCCAUUGCCGCUCAUCUUUAAAUUGACUCAUCUGACCUUAACCCAGUGGCUUGUGGUCUUAGAGAUCUCUUUCCCAGUCAUCCUACUCGAUGAAUGCCUGAAGUUUUUCGCUCGUAACUAUCUUGAAGCAAAAUAAAACAAGAAACUGCUGAAGACUACACAAUCGAGAAAUAUAUGUAUUUACAUCACAUCUAUAUAUAGGUUUUAAAAAAGAAAAAUGAGAUUUGUUAAAGAGGUCUUAAGACCGCGUAGCGUCGUCGGGGAGUGAAUGGUCACUCUGAGACUUAAGAAAACAAGACAGUGAAAAAGGGUUGUCUUAAUGCAUGUUCCUACUCUUAAUUAAAGUCACCUCAAGCUCUCCUACCAACCCCCCAACCCCUGAAAGGAAAUGGAUCCCCCUCCCCCCUCCUGCCCGGGUGUACGUUCCCUUCCCUGGACACCCUGCCCCAUCUUGGAAUCUGGCAGCACCUUGCUGGGGCUCGUUCACCCUGUUUCGGGGUGCGGUCAGGUAAUGACUGCUUCCCUGAGAAAGGGGGGAGAGGGGAGACGGAGGAGUAGGUGUGUGUGUCUCUCUCUCUCGCUGUCUCUCUUCCCCGAAACCCUGUGGCAGUCAGCUGUAACCCCCACCCCUGUCGCCACCCUUUUCCCCCCCAGCUCACCCCUCCACCUCCUCGACAUUCCCCCGCCCCCCUCCCCCCAAUCCCCGACAGGUCCCUCCACCUCCACAGCCUCAUCUCUCCUCCCACCCCUACCACCUCAUCCCUUCCUCAACCCUCACCCUCCCCGCCCUCGUCCUCGUCCGAACCUCCCCAUCUUACCACCUCUUCGACCCACGCCUCCCCCUUACCUCACCACUCCCACCUCUCGACACACCGCCCCCCCAACCCCAAUCCUCCUUGAACCCCCAGAGACAGUGGUAAAAGGAACUUGUCUGCGCCUACCAAUGGCCUAAUUUUUACUUCCAGUCCUACCUUCUCCCUCCCCAUCCCCUACCGCCGACAGACUGCCCCCGAACCUCACCCCGUUAGCCCCCUUCGCCUCCUCCCUUCCCUCUCGUGCACCCUCCUGUCGCUGUUAGGUUGCCGGGGGAAUAUUAUGAAUGGAAUAAAGCACCAAUGUGCCUAUUUCAACUGUC